Messenger RNA from Solanum verrucosum, 1581 nucleotides. RefSeq lists its product as uncharacterized. Lineage: Eukaryota; Viridiplantae; Streptophyta; Magnoliopsida; Solanales; Solanaceae. Bases 66 to 1373 code for a protein of 435 amino acids. The transcript has 8 exons. The record is from RefSeq and is a predicted model, not a curated record.
AGAGAAUUAAAAUUAUCUCUCUCCUUUUCACACACACAGAGUGGUUUAGAAGAAAAUAGGAUCUAAUGGAGUACGAAAGGAUUCACAAAGUGCAGAGUGGUAUAAUAUCUCCAAGUAAGCUGAGGAUGAAGCUUAUAGGGCCUCACCAUCAAAAGAAGAAGAAAGAAGGAUCAAAUAGUCAUUCCUCAACAACUUCACCUGCUAGGCUUCACGACGAUUCUGAGUUUGUCAACAACAGUUUAUUGGCUGCCCAAAGUGGUGGAGAUUUUGAGGAAGAGUAUUGCAAUUUAGAAGCUACAGAAAAUGGCGGAAAUUCUAGUUCAGUCCAUCCAGUUAAAGGAUGUGAAGAUGAGAAUUUUGAUUAUGAUAGUACAUCCAGCUUUGAGUUUCAUAAAGGGGAGAGAUCAAUGCACCACCAUUCAAUAACAUCAAGGUCAUUUUCACGCCCUAUGUCUUCCAAGUGGAAUGAUGCCGAGAAGUGGAUAAUGAAUAGGCAAAAUGUGCAACCUAAUCAUUCCAAGAAGGUUCAAUUACAGAACCAACCAUACCGGGGCCCUGCCACUAGCAUGGUUAGAGUUGUUGACCUUUGCCCUGAAAGUAAGGAUUUGACUGAGGUGGUCAGUGGGGACUCUUGUUUGACUGACGAUAGAACAGUUGGCCCUGCAAUAAGAUCAGUCUCCAUGAGAGAUAUGGGAACAGAAAUGACACCUAUUCCAAGUCAAGAACCUUCAAGAACGGCUACACCCGUUGGUGCAACAACUCCACUCCGCAGUCCCACUUCUUCAAUCCCAUCUACACCUCGUAGAGGAGAACCAGCUCCGACGCCUACAGAGAAUUACAUUGACAAUGCUUCUCAAACUUCAACAGAAAACAAUAAAAGGGAAUUGUCGGAGGAAGAAUUAAAGAUGAAGACAAGAAAAGAGAUUGUAGCCCUUGGUGUCCAACUUGGUAAAAUGAAUAUAGCUGCUUGGGCGAGCAAAGAUGAGAAGGAUAAAUGCAAGGCUGAUGCUGCUGAGGCUGAACGAAUGGAAUAUGCUAAAAGGGCAGCUGCUUGGGAGGAAGUGGAAAAGUCAAAAGACACUGCAAGAUAUAAGCGUGAAGAGAUAAAAAUCCAAGCUUGGGAAAGCCAGCACAAAGCAAAGCUAGAGGCAGAAUUGAGGAAAAUAGAGGCACAAGUUGAACAAAUGAGAGCACAAGCUCAAGCAAAGAUGGUGAAGAAGAUUGCAAUGGCAAGACAAAAAUCAGAAGAAAAGCGUGCUGCAGCUGAAGCUAGAAGAAAUCAGCAAGCUGAAAAAACUACAGAGCAAGUUCAAUACAUACGCCAGACAGGUCGACUUCCUUCUUCGUCUUUCACAUGUUGUGGCUGGUUAUGAUAAGAAAGAUUAAGCAGCAGCUGGAAUGCAGAUCGUAAUCAAGUUUCACAUGCACAUUAAACUUUCGAGUUAGCCUCUCUCAUAAUGUCCGGUUUUGUAUUAACAGAAAGUAUAGUAUCAUGUUGAACAUUGUCCAUCCUUGUAUCUAUAUUUUUGCAACCUGCAAAUAUAAGUUUUUACAUGGAAUGAAGUUUGGGUUGGUCAUUGA